AGGAGGGCCCAGGCCUGGGCAAAAGUCGAGACAAGCUCAGCCGGGCGAAGCCUGGCGGAGCGGAGCUGAGGCAGGAGGAGCUGACCCGAGACCAUGGAGCCCAGGUAGUGGAGGUCUGGCUCCGUCCGCGGGCAGAAUCGAGGCCGUGCGGGGAUGUCCGGCUACACCCGCCGCACGGGGCUCACCCCGCUGUCCCGAGCCCGGAGCCUCGUCAUCCAGGACGAUGAUAAUCUUGAAGAUCUAGAUGAGGCAAAUCCAUUUUCUUUUAAAGAAUUUCUAAAAACCAAGAACCUUGGCCUGUCCAAAGAGGAGACCACCAAUACUAGAAUUUACACAAAGGAAUCCACAAGACAUACAUUAGGACUUGAAAAUAAUUCCCCAACUUCUAAAACUGUAGGUUAUGGUUUAGAAUAUGAGGAACCUUUUUUCCAAGAUCCAACUGGUGCUGGAGAUUUGUUGGAUGAAGAUGAAGAUGAUGACUGGAGUGGGGCUUAUCGGCCAUCUGCCAUGGAACAAACUCAUGCUUCCAGAGUUACUAGCCCAUCACCACGUAGUACAUAUAUUUCCUUUUUUUCCAACCCACCUGAACUGCCAGGCAUUGAGUCUCUUGCUCCAUGGACUUUAAAUGAUAGUGACUCAUGUGUUUCUCCUACAUCUCAAGUGAACAACACAAACAAAGAAUUUGCCGUUCGUGGAGAAUACUUGGGAGAUAGGCAUUUUCGAUCGCUGCAGAUAAGCUAUGAAGCACUUAAAGAAGAAAACACUAAACUAAGAAGAAAAAUUAAUGAGAUUCAGAAUUUUUCUGAAUCUCAGACAGAAAUGGUAAGAACACUUGAGCGAAAAUUGGAAGCAAAAAUGAUGAAAGAGGAAAGCGACUAUCAUGAUCUUGAAUCGGUGGUACAACAAGUGGAACAGAAUCUUGAAUUGAUGACUAAGCGGGCUGUGAAGGCAGAAAAUCAAGUUACAAAACUGAAGCAGGAAAUAAAUAUGCUCCAGGCUCAGCUUACUAAUUAUAAGAGAGACAAUGAAGCCCUUCGAUCUGGUCAAUGUGCCAAUUUGACAGUAGUUAAACAAAACACAGAUGUUGCUUUGCAAAAUCUCCGAGUUGUCAUGAACAAUGCACAUAGUUCAAUAAAGCAGUUGCUUUCUGGAGCAGAAACAUUGAAUCUUGUUGCUGAAAUCCUUAAAUCCAUAGACAGAAUUUCUGAAAUUAAAGAAGAAGAGCCUUGACAAACUGCUGAAAUGUCUUCUAGCUUAAAGCUCAGCUGAAAUGCUGUAAUCACUUCUUGCUUUACUUGGGGAAUACAAUUGUGUCUUUAAAUAUGCAGUCGUCUUCCUCAGUACUCAUCACGAAAUACAAAUUUCAUAACUUAAAACAGAGUUAUUAGCCUUAAAACUCAGUUGGGUGGCAACUGUUGGAUUUGAGGUGGGUCUGCAGUUUAUAUUAACUCUUUUAGGUGAAUUGUCAUAUCUCACAAAUUCUAAUAAACACAGACUUACCAACAGUUGAAAAGGGAGGGAAAAUAAUCUGUUUUUAGGGAAUUUUCUAAACAUGAAAAUGAGUUCUGGAAUAAGUAUUGCUUUCUAUUGUAUGUUAUAGUAUUUCCUGGAUGUUAAUUACAAAAUGAGCCUAACAUGAGUGUCUUUUGUUAACACUCCCUUUAAAGAAAGAAAAAAAAAAAGAAUAAAAAUUAUAACACAAAAUGUACAUAAUAGAGACUAUUGACUCUUGCCUAGGGAAUUUGUGCCUCAAGUAUCUCCUCAUGUUCCUAAAGACUUGAAGGUUCACACUUGUGCCUUCAAGAAAUAUAGUUUUAAAACAUAUAUACAGAUAUCCAGGCUAAUUGUACCAACUAAAGUGCUGUGAAUUGUAACGGAUCCACUAAGUACCAAUGUGCUGCUUUUCUAAGUUUGCUACAGGAAUUAUUCAGUAAAUAUUCCAAAUGUUAAACUCAUUAAGUGUACCUUUUUUUAAAUCAGGUUUCAUAAUAUUUAAAUACCAACUCUUCUGCUGCAAUGUAUGUCUGAGUUUUUCAAAUAACAUUUUUACAGCAAAAUUUAGGAUGCAACAGUUUUGAGACAUUUCCAGGUUGGCAUGGGAACAUUCUUUACUUUGCCUUUCCAGAAUUUUUCUAUGAUAUGGAUAAAAACACUAAAAUUCUAUAGGUCUUUUGCUAUUUGAUGUAAAUGAUUUUUAAAAAAAAAUAAAUUGUAGUUUUUUUUCCACCUGUAUAA
Messenger RNA from Antechinus flavipes (yellow-footed antechinus), 2235 nucleotides. RefSeq names its product endosome associated trafficking regulator 1 (gene ENTR1). The transcript is spliced from 8 exons. The coding region runs from base 154 to 1230 and encodes 358 amino acids. Gene Ontology annotation, cellular component: early endosome; centrosome; midbody. NCBI's taxonomy places the organism in Eukaryota, Metazoa, Chordata, Mammalia, Dasyuromorphia, Dasyuridae. The record is from RefSeq and is a predicted model, not a curated record. Gene Ontology annotation, biological process: regulation of cytokinesis; positive regulation of cilium assembly; positive regulation of protein localization to cilium.